CGCCGGAGCAGACAACAACACUGACACAUCCAGACCGCACUAGUGUUCGCUCAGCGAUGGGUGUAGUCUGAGACACCGACACAGCAGCGCCCCGCAGUUUACCUCCACGUUUCCUCCCCAUGAAGGAGCUCCGUCCUGGCUGAGUUUGGGAGAUGGGAGUCCUCAACAUCACAGACCAGCCUCCUCUGGUCCAGGCCAUCUUCAAUCGUAAUGCUGAAGAAGUUAAACUGUUAUUGCACAAAACGGAGGAUGUCAAUGCACUGGACCAAGAGCGACGUACGCCACUUCAUGCUGCUGCUUGUGUGGGUGAUGUCCAUAUAAUAGACCUCCUCAUUGAAUCAGGUGCCAACGUAAAUGCUAAAGAUCACCUAUGGUUGACCCCAUUGCACAGGGCCGCUGCAUCAAGGAAUGAAAGGGCAGUGAGCCUGCUCCUGAGACGGGGAGCUGAAGCAAGUGCACGAGACAAGUUCUGGCAGACGCCGUUGCAUGUGGCGUCUGCCAACCGCGCCACACGCUGCGCAGAGGCCCUGCUGUCCCAGCUGAGCAACCUGAACAUGGCAGAUCGCACUGGUCGGACUGCCUUGCACCAUGCAGCUCAAAGUGGAUUCCAGGAGAUGGUGAAGCUGCUGCUGAACAAAGGGGCCAACCUGAGUGCCAUUGACAAGAAGGAAAGACAGCCUAUCCAUUGUGCUGCUUAUUUGGGAACUGGUUCCCGUGGUCAUGAUAGACAUCUUGAGGUUGUAAAGUUGCUGGUGUCCCGCAGUGCUGACAAGAGCUGCAAGGAUAAGCUGGGUUACACACCUCUCCAUGCUGCUGCUGCAAGCGGUCACCUUGAAAUUGUAAAGUACCUACUGAGGAUGGGGACAGAGAUUGAUGAGCCUAAUGGUUUUGGAAACACUGCGCUCCAUGUGGCGUGCUACAUGGGACAGGAGGCUGUGGCCACGGAGCUGGUGAACCACGGAGCUAAUGUUAACCAGCCAAACAAGUGCGGCUACACCCCUCUGCACCUGGCGGCCGUCUCCACCAACGGUGCCCUGUGUCUGGAGUUGCUGGUCAACAAUGGGGCAGAUGUCAACCAGCAGAGCAAAGAAGGGAAGAGCCCCCUGCAUAUGGCUGCCAUUCACGGGCGCUUUACACGCUCUCAGAUCCUCAUCCAAAACGGUGGGGAUAUUGAUUGUGUGGAUAAGUAUGGCAAUACUCCUCUCCACGUUGCUGCUAAGUAUGGCCAUGAACUGCUGAUCAGCACUUUGAUGACCAACGGAGCAGACACGGCCAGACGUGGGAUCCAUGGAAUGUUCCCCUUGCACUUAGCUGUGCUGUACGGGUUUUCAGACUGUUGUCGCAAGUUACUCUCCUCAGGUCAGCUGUAUAGUAUAGUUUCAUCCAUGAGCAAAGAGCACGUACUAUCGGCUGGGUUUGACAUAAACACCCCUGACAACUUUGGGAGGACCUGUCUACACGCUGCUGCCUCUGGAGGAAAUGUUGAAUGUCUGAACUUGCUCUUAAGUAGUGGUGCUGACUUGAAUAAGAGGGACAUAAUGGGAAGGACCCCGUUGCACUAUGCGGCUGCUAAUGGGAGGUACCAGUGCACUGUGACCCUGGUUAGCGCUGGCGCUGAGGUCAAUGAGUCUGACCAGACAGGCUGCACUCCCCUGCACUACUCUGCUGCCUCACAAGCCUUCAGCAGAGUUGAUCGCCAUUUUUCUGGAAACCAUCAGAAUGAAGAAGAUGAGGCAAAAGACUCAUACUUCUGCUUGGAGCAUCUGUUGGAUAAUGGUGCUGAUCCAUCAAUGGUCAACUCUAAAGGCUACAGUGCUGUUCACUAUGCAGCUUACCAUGGCAACAAGCAGAACCUGGAGCUGCUGCUGGAGAUGUCCUUUAAUGCGUUAGGAGACAUUGAGAGUAGUAUUCCAGUCAGUCCCCUGCAUCUUGCUGCUGAUAACGGCCACUGGCAGGCUCUGCGACUGCUCACGGAGACUGCAGCCUACGUGGACAUGCAGGAUGCCGCGGGUCGUUCUGUGCUGUACCUGGCAGCCCAGAAAGGCUACGCCCGCUGUGUGGAGGUGCUUCUGGCUCAGGGGGCCUCCUGUCUCCUCAACGACAACUGUCUCAUCUGGACUCCCAUUCAUGUUGCAGCUGCCAAUGGUCACUCUGACUGCCUGCGCAUGAUGAUUGAUUAUGGAGAAGAGGGGGAUCUCAUCAAUGGAGCAGACAAAUUUGGCCAAACCCCUUUAAUGCUCGCUGUCCUCGGAGGUCACACCGACUGUGUGCACUUCCUGCUGGAGAAGGGAGCCUUUCCAGAUGCGAAGGACAAGAGAGGCAGCACUGCUUUGCACAGAGGGGCGGUAUUGGGCCAUGACGACUGUGUGACAGCCUUGCUGGAACACAAAGCUUCUCCGUUAUGUCGGGACAUCCAGGGUAGGACACCGCUGCACUAUGCUGCCUCCAGAGGCCACACAGAAAUACUGGCCAGUCUGACGCAGGCCGCCAUGGCAACAGACCCACAAGAUAAAUUGCUGGACAACAAACAAUACACCCCAUUACACUGGGCUGCUUAUAAAGGGCAUGAAGACUGUUUGGAGGUUUUACUUGAAUUUAAAACAUUUAUCCAUGAAGAGGGAAAUCCUUUCACCCCCCUGCACUGUGCUCUGAUGAGCGGCCACAGUGGUGCUGCAGAGAAGCUGCUGGAAUCUGCCAGGGUCCACGUGAUUAACACCAGAGACGCCAAAGGAAGGACCCCACUGCAUGCUGCUGCCUUCGCUGAAGAUGUUGCAGGACUUCAGCUGGUGCUUCGCCAUGGGGCAGAGAUCAACGCAGUGGACAAAAGUGGACGCUCUGCCCUGAUGGUGGCUGCUGACAAAGGACACAGCGGCACUGUGGCUAUCCUCCUGCACCGGGCCAAAGCCGACCUAACGCUGCUUGAUGAGAACAGAAACACUGCCCUGCACUUGGCCUGCAGCAAGGCCCAUGAGAUGUGCGCUUUGCUGAUUCUGGGCGAGAUCCACAGUCCCACUCUUAUAAAUGCCACCAACAGUGCUCUGCAGAUGCCCCUUCAUCUUGCUGCACGCAAUGGCCUGGCAACGGUGGUGCAGGCACUACUAAGUAGAGGAGCCACGGUGCUGGCUGUGGAUGAAGAAGGUCACACCCCAGCUCUGGCCUGUGCUCCCAACAAGGAUGUGGCUGACUGCCUGGCUCUGAUCCUAUCUACCAUGAAGCCUUUCCCCCAGCGGGACCCUUCCUCCUGCUCCUGCUCCUCUCCCACAGUGUCCUCCUCACCAGGUCUCAACUUGCUGAAGCACUGCGGCAUCACCGCUGCCUGCUCCCCCCUGCCCAGCAACGGCCUCCACAACGGCUACGUCAAAGAUCUCCACGGUGCACCGGUCGGCCUGGAUGGGUGUCUGUCUGAGUGAGGUCUCGGCCCCUCUCAGCCAGCCGUUAUUGCCAUCAUCACCACCAGGGGGUGACUACUUUUCACAUGGUCGAGCUGACCAGGACAGCACCCACCCACUUUGUCUGUUUCCUCUGUGUGUACGUGUUUGUGCGUCUGUGCGUGCGUGUGAGUGUUCGGUCUUCUCUGGAGGUGCAGUCAAACCUAAUAUGCAAUUAGAUCCCAUUCCUCCAUCUCCUAGUAGUGCUUAAAACAUAGAGGCCGAUUGCUCUACAGGGUCACUUAGAUGAGGCAUUCGAAACAAACACUAGCAAUCUGGCCAUCUUUCAAUCAUUUAACCCUUUAAAACCAUGCUCACGUAGUCAUAUAACAACAUUCAAUAGCAUGAAAGUGUCUGUCAACUGUGUUUCUCUUCAUAUCAUUUAGUAGAAAAGUCAUAUCAUGUUCAAGUCCGUUGUGGUGACCUUGUAGAGUAACAUACAGCCUUCCCAAAAGAAUGAUCAAAGAGUUACCUAGGUUGUUUUUUUUUUUGUUUUUUUUUUGUUUUUUUUCCUCUCCUCUUUUAGGAUCUUGUCAUAUUUUUUUUUUUCUUAAACUGUCUUGUUAGCCUAGACUUUUAUGAAGGAACCACACAAGGGAAAGCUAAAUUUUUGCUCAAGUGUGCAAUGCUUUUUGUACUACAGUACAAUCUGACAUUUGGAAAAGGGUCACAAAAGUGUUAAUUUCAUAGUGUACUUUAAAUGUACGGCCUCUACAAUUGUUUGGCAUUUUGCGAUAAUUUGGUAAUGCUGCUGAAUUAUUUUGCAUGUCUCCUUCCAAAGGAGAGCAAUGUUGAGCUCAGCAUUGUAACAUCCCUGUUCUUAAUGCUGACCUCGUUUUUUUUUUUUUUUUUUUUUUUUUUUUUUUUUUCUUCUUCGAAGAUGCUUAAUAAGUCUUUGUUAAGCUAGAAUGUUUCUAAGCAUAUAAGUUAUGACCAAAGUUGAUCAACACUACUAUGGCUAUAAAUUAUUUAUUUGAGAAGAACUGUACUGUGUAGAGAGAGACAAUAGAUCUUGAUAUACCUCGUCAACUUGUUUAGCAGCUGCUUCAUCUUCACCCAGGGUCCGUAGGCCUGAGGUUCUCUUCUCGCAGAACUAGAGAACUGCUGUAGGGUAGUGACUGACUGAGGCCUUGUUUAUUUCUAGAUGAAGGCUUUACUAGUAAUAUCUGCCAACAACACCUCAUCAAAGCAUCAUAUAUCUGAGCACAUAAAUGAACAAGCCAUUUCAAUUUAUUUCCCAUCUCCUUAACAGUGUUUUUGUAAAAGAUCUCAGAAUUAGAAUGGCCUGAUUAUUGAAAGAAAGCGAUCUGUUUGGUUUUAUAGGCACUAAUGGCAUUUUUGGUCUUUUUUGUUUUUGAUUGUUUUUGGAGUUGAACCGGCCAUCAGCGUUCUGGAUUAAGCUUCUCCCUAAAAGGAGUAUUUCUUGGAGCUGGUGAAUUUGUCUUAAAGAAAAAAGAAAAAAAAAGAUUAUAUUGCAGCUUCUCUGCAGUGAACUCUGAUCAGUUUGAACAGAUAGUGUUGUCUGCUUUUUUUAUCGGGCAGUUUUCAAGCAAUAUUUUCUGUUGGCCUUUUUGUUAAGCGUUGUUGAAUAGACAAUCACUGUCACAAGGGCUUUUGUUUCCCUGGAAUGUGUCUGACUUUUCUUUUUUUCCCAUUUUCAUUAUUUCACGAUGAAAGAUUUACCUAAAGACUGAUCGAAUGGCUCUUUGCAUGCCAGGCAUUUUACUAUCAGUGUCAACACGAAUGCACUGAAUUGCCUUUAUGGCAUCUCAUGAAAUGCCUUUUGACCCAUGCCUUCUAUAAAGCAUCAUUUCAGUUGGAUUGCUUAAUGGCAGAAUAUGGCGAGCCCUGAGACCAAUUACGUUGCCACCCUUUGAGAGCAACAAUAUUUAACCACAAUUGUACCACCUUAUCUGGUGUGGCACUGGGGGGGGGGGGGCAAAAACAAAACAAAAUAAAACGUUGUCUGGCUUACCUUUAUGCUCCAGCACGUUGAUGACCAAGCAAGUUGACAUUUCUAAAAGACUUAAAUAGGGCUAAGAGGACAGGUGGAGUGUUUUAUUUUAUUUUUAUUUUGCUUAGGCCGAUACCAGUUUAGAUUUCAGGAAUAGCAGAAAUCCAAAUAUGUGCUUUUUGGUGUUUAUUUAAUUGUCUCCUUAUCCCAUUUUCUGGUACUAAGCAUACUAAAGAUGAUUGUAUCGGACCACUAGAGCUGUUGUGACUUUGAAAUAUUAUAUCUAUGCUAUUUAAUUGUCUUUUUUCUUUUUUUAAAAACCAUGUUUUGGUGGUUACACUGAGUCAGAUUGUUUUCAUUGGCUUGAUAACUUCAUAUCCACUGGUAAUGAAGUGGCACAAUUGCACACAUUAGUUGACUGGAUGAGCGCUGAGGACCUAUACUAGGCUGUGUUGUUAAGUACUCCUUACAAAAAACUUCAUUUUCUUUGACUUUUUUUUUUUCUUUUUGUUUCUACAAACUUGCAUAAAUCUUUUUCAGAGCAGUUAUCUCCAUGAGUUAUUGUGAAUUUACACUUUGACCUCCUUAACUAACUAAAAUGAAGUUUAAUGAAUUGGUGACCCCAAGCCUUUGUUCCCUGGAUCUAACUUCAUUAGUAGUAUCGAUAGCGGGGACAAUGGGUACAUUUCUUUUUCUUUCUUUUUUUUGUAAUCUCAGGAUCUCUGCAGGUAGAAUUUAUUAAUUCAAUCAGAACUCCGCAGGAUGAAUAUAGCUACAGUUUUUUUGAUGGGAUGUUCUAUAAUUUAAUUCCUUUUUUAGCUCUGAUCCCACAGCACUUAAUUAGAUAGUCAAGCACGCACUUUAGUACAUUCAGGUUCAAAGUGUGCAAAAUAGAGCAGAUGUAAUGUAUGUACCUAUGUUUACAUACAUAUGUGUUGCAGCUGAAUACAGGAAGGUAGAGUUUCAAAUGGCUGCAACAAAAUUGUACUUCAAUGCAUUAUUUAAGAAAAAGUCUAAGCACUUGGGGACAGUGUUCACCACUCACUGGCUUGUUCGCAUUAUCCAUUUCUGGGUGGGGAGCCCGGCAAUGUGGUAACUGUUAAUAUAGAUUUGAUCUAGUUCACAAGUCCAGUAAUUCAACAUACAUCUCAGGCAGGCUCAGCAAAAUACUCUCCAUACUCUCCCUGCCAUCUGUAGAGCUGUAAGGCCAGCCUGUUUAGGCAGGGAUUUAUUUUUAUUUCAUUUUUUUUCUUCAAAUAUAUGUCCUUAUCUGUCCAGUCAUUGCCUCGCACAAUGAUACACAGUGUAACUGAUUCUUUUUGCUAUAUCACAGUAUUCUGUACAUGCUUUUUUGUGCAUGAGGCGAGGUCACAGUUGUGACGUAGCUACCAUUUAAAGAAAUGGAGCAUAUUCAAUACACCUGGGCUGAGAGACAGAAAGCAAUGAAAGGUCCAAUUGUAGCAAUAGUGCGUGCGUGUGUGUGUGUGUAAAAGUGUGCAGCACAAAAAUUGCACUGCCAUCCAUUUAGGCCAACCCAAUAAAUCAUAGCGUAAAUGCCAAUGGAAGAUUCAAAUGCGGGUUAGAUGUCAUAAACUUUGGUUACAAAUAAGGCCAGUUUGCCAAAAUGUGUUGGGAGAGGGAAGAAACAACUUACUAAAGCAGCAAAAGAUAUGCAUAUGUUCAAGCAGUUUACAGUCGGACCAUCAAAUCUGAGCCAUGAAUUUUCUGACUGAAAUGAAUGUAGGGUCAGUUUAUAGCAAGAAAACUCCCUUUCUGUCGACUUUAAACUGUUGCCCUUCAUUUGUCUUGCGUAGAUAUGAUUAUAUAGGUAGCAUGUAGUAAAUUAAUCUAUGCUUAUUAUAACGUAGAUGUAGUCGUCUUCCUGCAUUGAAGGUCUGGAUAUGUUUUAAGGUUUUCUUUUCUUUUUUUUUCCUUCAUACCUUUUUUUUUUUGUUGUUGUUGGCAUUAUUGUUGGUGUUUUAGGCCUGCUGUUGUGAAAUAUCACUUCUCCAUACAUGCAUACAGUUGUAAAGGGAAUUACUCGAAAUUCCACAAGAUAGACAAAGGACAAAAAGUUAAGAUGAAUUUCAGAUUCAUGUUCAUCCAUUCCAUUGUGAUUGCCUUACAGUGCAGAAAAAAAUAGGGACAUAAAGGUCUACAGUAGACGCGAUCACACAUACUCGUAAAUAGCCUAUAUUUGACCUAAGCUACACCCAUUUAGUGCCAUAGAAACCUUAAUUUGCCUUUAGACAAGAAUCAUAUUUACUCGGUCAGUAACAUAUUCAGACGUAGGCAGGAUUAUUACAGUUUUGUGUUUGGAGCAGCAUGUCUCUACGCCAACUUAAAAAGUCGGUAACAUACGUAAACGUUUGCAUGAAUUAAAUGACUUAAGUUACUUAAAUGGAAGUAUUUCAUUAAAUUCUAGUGUCUGUAGAAUUCUAUUUUUAAUUGGACAUUUUUGAAGCAUAUAGGUAGUCCCUUUGGUAUUGGCAACGCAAGCCGUAGGAUCUUAAUUUAACAAGGUGGUUUAUAAUGUAUGUAUUACAGAGGAGAAAAAGGUUUUUGAUGUCCAAAAAAAAAAAAAAAAAGCAUGUUGUAUACAAUAUAGAAUUGAUUUGCCUCCGUAGAUGUCUUGAUUCUUACUUGAAGUAAAUGGCAAAUUUCAAUUCAACUCUGAUCCACUGUUGAGCCUUUUGCCUUAAAAGCUGAAAUAUAAAAUGAUACCUGGCAGUACCUGAUAAGUUGCAUCACCUGUAGAGUUAUGCUACUUGGUUUGAUUGUGAGAAGAAAAAUUGGCUAUGCUUGGUCCUACAGACACCUCUGGGUGUCAAGAAGCACAUAGAUAAAUUGAGGUAGCACAUAGCUCAAGGUUGCCAUGGUGCAGAGAUUGUUCUGAGAGGUUGGAAUAUUGCCAUAUUUUCCACUGUGAAUGAAUGAAUUCAGAAUUCACUUGCAAACAAUCAACUAUGGCUUCUCUUAUUCAAAGCCGAAUGACACUGGGAAUUGAAGUGGUGUACCUCAAGAAUUUAUUCAGACAGGAAAGAUGCUUGUACAGCUAUGCCAACAAAGACUUUAAAUCUUGUGAUCCAUUUUGUGGGUAGUGUAAUUCUGCUUAAACCAGCCUAAAUCAGAUGUUCUACGCGGUGUGUUUCAUAAGUGUCAGCAGAUGUCUCGUGUUUCCUACCUUAUGAGGGGGCAGCCAGCUGCACCUUGUACCUUUUUAUUGGACCUGCAGUUUUACCUCAUCACUGAACUUUUGUGUGACGAUGCUGACAUUAAUCUUGAGUGAUUAGUUCUUGUGUUUCCUGAUGCCAGACGUGUGUGUGUUUGUGUGUGCGUGUAUUUUUUUAUAUAUAUACAUAUAUAUGAUGUGUAUAUAUAUAAAAAUUGUGUGUUACUCUCCUUUUACUGUGUGUGUGAGACCUUUCAACAUAUGCAUGUCGUACCUUAACAUGCAGAGGCCCGAUUUUGUAGAACUGUAGAGUAUAUUUACGCUGUUUAAAUAUGUUUCUCCAUCAAAACCAACAGACGAGUCUGUUAUAUGGUGCACAUCAUACAGAGUAAAGGGUACAGUGUAAUAGGAGGUGGGGAAAUGAAGGUAGCUAUGACACUUUACCUCUGUAAGUCAAAACAUUACAAUUUAACUGUAUGAUUCAUGAGAGUUUGAUCGCCUUCCCUGCCUAAAUAACUUUAUCUAUCCCCCCUGCACCAAUAGGACCUGUGUAAUAUCGAGCACAGCGGCAGCAUGGUGCCUUUUAUUUGUUACUACCGAAAGGUACGGUCUUCCAUUUGUAUGUCCCAGAAGCCUUAUUAUGGGAAAAGAAAUUACACUGAACUUAUGUGACUGCAGUAGAUGGAUUCAUACUCCUGAGCAUCAUCAUUUCAAUUCUGUGUGAUCUGAGUUAAGAGAAGAACUCCUUCUGUAUUGGUCUAAAAUCCACUCUAUAUUUCCAUUGACUGAGUGUUCCCUGAGGGUGGCAGAAGAAACUGCACAUUACUGAUGUGAAUAAUUUUAUUUUUUAUUUUUGUUGGGGGGCGGGGGGGGCACAUUUAACAAUAAAUGAAUGGUGAUCAAUAGUUUGAAAGCACAAAUCCAAAGAAGGCACCUCUGGGCUCAGUGGGCUUUUCUAAAAGUAAGAAGCAAAGGAGCCUAUUGACCAAAUUUAGGCUGCGAUAUGAGGGAAAACAUUACUCCUGACUACAGAAAAUAUGAGGCUUGAUUGUCAGAAACACAUGAACUGUAGAGAGACCAUUGUCUGGAAUUACAGAGCUCCUGAUUGUUCUUCACAACUCUUGGGUAUUCAUCUGCAAUUAGUAACUUCACAUUGCAAACCAAGUUGCAAAAUGGUGCGGUUCCUGCAUUCAACAUCAGAUUUAGGUGAACUGUUUGUUGUGACUGUGUUGCAAAUUGAUCGUGGAGAUUGUUUUGUGUUGUUUUUUUAGGGUAGACUGACUACAAAUAGGAUUGCAGUAGUAGCUGUGUGCAGUGUUAAUGGUGUGAUCAUAUUAUAGAAGUUAUGUAAUAUUUGUUGUCUUACUAUGACAUUAAGGCAUGAGUCAUCUUCUGUCAAGCUGACCUCGAUUUGAAAUAGAUAAAAGUGCAAUAACAUUUUGUUUAUCAUUGCUUCCUCAGUUAAAAAAUAAUUAAAAAAAGAAAUAUAUAUAUUUAAUAUGCCCUUUUUAACACCAAAAGUCACUCAUCUGUAGCAAAUGAAGGAUUUCAAGUGGUCCUCUUGUUUGUAUUCAGAGAGGUGGCCUUUAAUAGUGGAGUGUGUGAUAUUCCGGUCUGAAAACUGUGAUCAACAUCCAACUUUAAAAGCUGCCUGCUCGGAAACAGGACCAUGUACAAGUUGAUCAAUUGGAGUACGUGCAUAUUUUUUUUCUUCCUUCUUUUCACAAACUGACUUUAUUAUAGUUUGGACUUCCGGUUUCAAACUGGUAGACAUUUUCAUUUGCAUGUGUCGGUGUGUAUAUGCAACCUCUCUUCAUCCUUGAAUACGUUUCCUCAACAAAAAAAAAAAUAUUUAGACCUGCUGUCAGUGAUAAGAGGAUUAAAGGAAAAUUAUAAUGCCUUAUAUUGUUUUCAAUGUUGAGCAUUAAGGGUUCUUUUGUGUCCCUCCCUCUUCAGUGUGUAGCCUAAAGCUUGUACAGUUUCGAAACUGAUGAGAAUUAUAUCUACUGUAUAGCCUAUGUGUUUUCAGAAUUUGUUACUUGGAGGCCCUGUGAUUGUGGUUUUAGAGAAACAUUCCCCUUGAAAGUGCCGUUUGUUUUCACCAGCAGAAGAUGUGUCAUUGGGGGGGGAAAUUGAUUUACACUAAGGAAAUCAAAUGUUCAAAAUACUUUCCAGUGUGUAAUGAUGAACUGAAUGAUAUUAAGUGUUUUGUGCAGGUGAAAUAAGGCAGCAAUCUUCUGAUGGAGCACCUUAUUGACUCGCUCCUUCUGUGAGCCUGUCAUGGAAGUAGUCUGUCACCAAGCUUCAUUACUGUAAAUCAGAGCCAUAUCAAGAGAAUUUGCCCAUUAGAGCCCCUGUGAAUGUGCUAUUAGGAAUAGCGUGGUGUAGAAAAGGAUGUAUACUGCAUGUUCUGUGGGAUUUUAGUAGUGGUAGUCCCUUUUUCAUGUUUUUACGUUGGUCUGCUUCACUGAAGAUAUUGCCACCUCAUUGCAAGUCACAAGCUUUUAACAAUCCUCUCACAACUGGAGUUAAGCAGGCAUUGAUCUGCUGCUGAGGCAGCCUUAAUUCAUUGAAAAUAAAAUAAGAAAAAAAAACAGGGGGGGGGUCGCCUGUUUUUAGUUUUGAGUGGCUUAUCUGGGGAAAUACAAAGAAGCCCCUAUCAAGAGUGAAAGGACUCUGAAUCAGGGCAUGUGAUAAGUUACAAUCAAAUGGUUUCACAGUGCACCUUUUUAAAAGAAGAAAAAAAUAGGAAGAGGAUAAAAAGUUGGCUCGUCUACCAACAUUCCAAAGUUGAUUUAAUUUUCCACAGUCCUGUCCCUCUGAUCGAGGAAGCCUUUUUUUUUUUUUUUUUUUUUUUUUGCUUUGCUGUUGAGCGAAGUGGGCAUGCGUGUCAAUGACAGGGUUUCCUAUUUAGCCUAACGCUGAUUACCUCAUUUACAAAUCUGCAAAUGUACUAUUCUACUGUGUGUAAAGGAGUCAAUGCCAUCACCAGCAGCGUGGUCUCGAGACCUGUGAUGACAACAGGACCAAUGAAAUUACUCUGACAUUAGCCAAUUUUUUUCAAAAAUAUAACCAGUGUAGAGGCCUGAUGGACCUCUUCCAGAUUUCAGUUAACAAAUCACCACAGCUGCUAAUCCAGUCAGCAGUACGAGCCAUCGGGAUGCUGCAGAUCCAUUUUUCAAAAUCUCAAAUCGGUAUGCCAUCUUGUUUUACGAAAUAAAAGUGAAAAUAUAGAAUUAGAGGCUUUACAAACUGCUCAUAAAACAGUGACUGGAAUAGCAACUGGUGGCACUAGCAUGGUUCAGAACGACUGGUGUAUCACAAUUAUUUAAACGAUCAUGCUAACAUCAAUUGCUGUUGGGUUUUUUUGUUUUUUUUUUGUAGCAUUUCUCCUACCUCCUUGUUUUGCAGCCUUGAGUAUUGUCUCCAUCUGUUCUUUUUUUGAGUCUGUUCACAGUAUGGGAAUACAGAUUUAUCAUAAGCAACUGUAAUUAUACAUAAGGUGUGCUUGAUUGUGCUAUAUUUGUAUGUCUACUUGAUGUUUGGGGGGAAAAAAAAUAAAAAUUUGAGAAGCAUUUAUAUGACAAAAUACCACUGGAAUGUGAAGCCAGACAAUGCUUUGAUACAGAUUAUGAUGAUAGUCUCUCCCCUUUAACAUUCAGUGGUGAAUGGCCGGAGGAACCAUCUUUAGAAAUAUGAAUAACCACGCAUUGGCUUUUUAAUUUUUAUUCUUUGUUUACUUGUAUGCAUUUACCUCCCUGUAUACUAUACAAUAUACAACACGUACAGCUUCAUUUUGGGCUCACCACUGGUUGCCCUUCAGUUGUAAUAUCACAGGUUGUCACAAGGAAGAUGGAAAGGUGGAUGUGAGAUUCUGUCUGAGGGAGUUUUAGCCCCUCAAGCCGUAUGCCUUUGAAUCCAUCGGUCCACUCUGAACCAAUUUCUAGCUACAUAGGAGUCUAUUUUCACACUGCCCCGACAUUUUACAUUGGGUUUGACUACGAGGGGUGCAGGACAAGGUGAAAGGUUUGAGGUUUUCUGACCAGGCCCCCCCCACCCCACAACCAAAACCCUCACCCAGUCAUGCCAACUCCAGUACAGAACGAGCCCCAUCCACAGUCUCACCUAAACCUCAAGCCAUUCAUGUUUCUGUUUUGUUUUUUCAACAAUGCAAUCCUGAAAGCACUUUGCCUUGUUAUUCCUUUGUGUGAACAUGUGAAUGAUGAUUUGUUACAGAAAUGUUAAAUAUGUAAAAGAUCAUUCACUGUUUUGGAAAAACCUGCAUCUGUCUUUCUGACGUUAAAAGAAAAAAAAAAACAAUUUAGUGACAUUAAACCUGAAACUAUUUUAUAAAAUGUUUGCUGCAGCCAAUUGGUCUUGUCAUUCAGUAUUGUGGCUUAGGGUUGUUUGUGUUCAAUAAAGUGCUAUUGCUAAAUAUU
This is a messenger RNA of Cololabis saira (Pacific saury), 12993 nucleotides long. It is a transcript of the gene ankrd52a, whose product is annotated as ankyrin repeat domain 52a. The record is from RefSeq and is a predicted model, not a curated record. The transcript is spliced from 29 exons. Lineage: Eukaryota; Metazoa; Chordata; Actinopteri; Beloniformes; Belonidae. Gene Ontology annotation, molecular function: protein binding. Gene Ontology annotation, cellular component: cytoplasm. The coding region runs from base 153 to 3410 and encodes 1085 amino acids.